UUACAAGAGAGAUAUUCCCAUAUGUUGGAGAAAUUUUCCAUGGCAAAAGCAGCUAAAUGUCUCAUUCAGAUAAGAGAUAAAUUGGAAUAAACAGCUGUCAGUGUUAAAUAAAUAUCCUGGAUAAUGUGCAGGACAGAAAUAACUACAACAUCGUCAAACUCCUUUCUUCACUUUAUUUAGCUGCUCUUGCAUGUAGCUCCCAAGCUUUCCACUGCUCCAGUUAGUGAAGCAUUUAUUUUUGAGUCAGCUGCAUUUCUUAAGACUGCAACAACGAAAGGCAUUUCCUGAGAAACUGCAAGGAUGAGCAGCAAGAAAGAACAACAGCUAACGACAUAUGGGACCCUUGUAGUGUUUUUUAUCUUGCAAGUUCAGAUUUUUGGUUUUGAUGUUGAUAAUCGACCUACAACAGAUGUCUGCUCAACACACACAAUUUUGCCUGGACCAAAAGGGGAUGAAGGUGAAAAGGGAGACAGAGGAGAAGUAGGCAAACAAGGAAAGGUUGGACCAAAAGGACCAAAAGGAAACAAAGGACCGGUGGGUGAUGUUGGUGACCAGGGGAUGCUUGGUAAAAUUGGUCCAAUUGGUGGAAAGGGUGACAAAGGAGCCAAAGGCUUACCCGGGGUUUCAGGAAAAAAAGGAAAAGCAGGCACGGUCUGUGACUGUGGGAGAUACCGCAGAUUUGUCGGACAGCUGAAUAUCAAUGUCGCUCGUCUUAACACAUCCAUCAAGUUUCUAAAGAAUGUUAUAGCAGGUAUCAGAGAGACAGAUGAGAAAUUCUAUUACAUUGUGAAAGAAGAGAAGAAUUACAAAGAAGCCUUGAUCCACUGCAGGGAUAGAGGAGGAUCACUGGCCAUGCCUAAAGAUGAGGCAACCAACGCCUUGCUUGCUGACUACAUCUCCAACAGCGGCCUGUUCCGAGCCUUCAUUGGGCUGAAUGACAUGGAAAGAGAAGGACAGUUUGUGUAUGCAGACAACAGCCCACUGCAGAACUACAGCAACUGGAAGCAAGGCGAGCCUCAUGACCCAGCUGGUCACGAGGACUGUGUGGAAAUGCUCAGCACAGGAGAAUGGAAUGACUCUGAGUGCCAAGUCACCAUCUACUUUGUCUGUGAAUUCCUCAAGAAGAGGAAAUAAAAGUGCCAGAGAAUGUACCUGGCACCUGCUGUACAUAAAAUAACCCAUCUUCAUUCAUUUACAAUAGGGAGAGUAAAUCAGGGAUAGGAAACCAGGGACUCAAUCCAGCCUUCACAUCACUGGGCUGAGCAAGAGUAACUGCUGUGUGGUCAUCAGUGACUGUAAAGUCAGCAUAGGUCUGCAGGGGGCAUCCAGCCAGCUGUGAAUUUUCAUUUCAUUUCUACAUGCAUUUUAGGGUUGGCAUUUCUAUGUGUAAUUUAGGGGUAAAUUUAGAGCCUGAAGAAGUGAAUAUAAUUUCACCAGUUCCAGAAAUAGUAAGAUCAUUGGUAUUUGAAGUACUGAUGAGGUUUGCGAAGUCCACAGAUGGAAAGAGCAUGACCUUCAUUAAUCUCUGACUUGCACAGGGAGUCCCAGUAAUUUCCCUUAUUACUUCAGAGCUCAAAGUAAAGAUUUUAAGUACCUCUUGAAAAAAAUCCUUCUUUUGUUAGAAUCAUAAUUUGAGGUGGAAGGCAUCUCUGGAGGUCAUUUGGGUAAAUCUUGCAUGCAAAGUAGGACCAACUUCAAACUUAGAAGUUGUUAUACUCUCCUUAAUUUGGCUGUGCAAUUAUAUUGCCUGAUAAGCAUUUAUCUGGUCUUCUGUAAAGCCUUUGACAUGGUCCCCUUCAAUAACAUUCUCUUUAAACUGGAGAAGUGGAUUCAAUGGGUGGACUAUAAGGUGGAUAAAUUGGUUAGAUGGCUGCAUCCAGAGGGUGUUGGUCAAUGACUCAGAGUCCCAAUGGACAUCAGUGACAAGGGAUGUCCCUCAGGGAUCUGUAGUGGGACCAGCACUAUUUAAUAUCUUCAUUAAUGGCACAGACAAAGGCAUGAAGUGCACCCUCAGCACAUAUGCAGAUAGCACCAAGCUGGGUGGUGCAGUUGACACACCUGAAGGAUGGGAUGCCAUUCAGAGGGAUCUGAAUGCCAUGAAGGAAGUGGUCCAUGGGAUCAUUAUGAGGUUUAACAAGACCAAGUGCAAUGUGCUGCACUUGAGUAGGGGCAACCCCUGGAAUCAGUCCAGGUAAGGGAUGAACUGAUCAAGGGCAGCCCUGCCCAGCAGGACUUGGGGUGCUGCUGGAUGUGAGGCUGGACAUGAGCCAGCAAUGUGCACUCACAGGCCACAAAGCCAAACAGGUCCUGGCUGCAUCCAAAGCCCUGUGAUUCUGUCCCUCUGCUUUGCUCUGGUGAGGCCCCACCUGCAGUGUUGUGUCAGCUCUGGGGUCCCCAGCACAGAAAGGCUAUGGACCUGUUGGAGCAAGUCAAGAGGAGGCCAUCAAGAUGAUUAACAGGAUGAAGCAUCUCUCCUAUGAGGAAAGGCUGAGAGAUUUGGUUUUGUUCAGCCUGGAAAAAAAACAAGGCUUUGGGGUGACCUAAUUGCAGCAUUCCAGUACCUGAAGGGAGCCUACAAGAAAGGUGGAGAGUUUUUACAAGGACUUGUGAGAGGACAAGGGGGGAUUAGUCUAACUAAAAGAGAAUAGACUUACGUUAGAUAAUAGAAAGAAAUUCCAUAGUGUGAGGAUUGUGACCCCAGAGAAAUUGGGAAUGCCCCAUCCCUGGAAUUGUUCAAGGCCAGCCUGGAUGGAGCACAGAGCAAUCUGGUCUAGGGGAAAGAGGCCCUGCCCACAGUAUGGGGGCUUGAACUAGAUGAUCUUUAAGGUUCCUUCCAACCCAAACCAUUCUAUGAUUCUACUCAGAAGAGAUCUUGCUUAUCUCUCUUUUCAACUCUAUCAUCCAUCAGGCUGGCCUGAAAUGUGAGGAAUUAAUUGUACAUAGGCAUGCAAGCCUACACAGUUUGCAGGGAACCUAAAAACAGAUGGAGUAGUUCUAGUGUCUGAAUUCCCCAAAAUCUGUGAUAAGCAUACAGAAGUCUAGCACAAAGAGAACAGUGUAAAGGAAACAACACCAUUCCUAUAGGCUGUGAACAGGCACAUGUCAUAUAAGCUAUACCAUGUGCCCUGCUGGUUUAACAAGUGAUUCUAGGAAUUUAUUAACUGCCUAACGCAGAAGCCAGUGACGUUUGAUGUUUAAGUUAAAAUCACCCAAGCCUUUGUAACACAGGAAGAAGCUAUAGAACAGGUUUCAUCCCCCAAGAACCCAGAUUCAGGUGUGGUUGAACAGUUUAGUCAUGCAGUUCAGUGGGACUCACUAAAAAUGAUGAGCACUGAACAUAAAGGCUCUGCUGUCACUGCCUGGCUACUUAGAUCUCCAUGUCACAAUGCCCACAAGAAUCACAUUUUUCUAUAUUUCAGAAUACUGACAGAGCUUUUAUCCUUCAGACACAUCAAGUGCUUAGUCAUGGUUUGCCUUUCCUCAGAGCAGGAGAUGCAAAGAGAAACCUCAGGAUUAUCACAAUGGAAGUCUGUAGGUUUUCCUUCCCACUUGACACUAAAAAUUAAGGAAAGCUAUCUGGAAGCUAAGGAGAAUGCUAGAUGGUUGGCACCACACAGCAACAUUCCCUGCGGGUCACUGAGCACCAGGGGCACACAGCCCUCCUCUGGGUAUACAAAGAGCUGGACAUGCCAUCAGCUGGUAAUGCAGAGGGUCAGCUCUGAGUCUCCCUGCUCCUGCUGAGUACAGCACUUCAAAGGCAACCAAACAAUCAUAUGUUCUCAACCUCACCCUGAACGGGAAAAUUCUCCAAACGUUUGCCUGGUUGUUUGACUCUAAGUUCACCUCUGAGCAUUGACCAACACAGGAGCAUCCCAGGUGACUCUGUGACUCAGAACCACUCUUGUAAUCUGGUUUCUCUGACACUUGUUCCUCCAGAAAACCUCCUGGUGCUACCAGCAGUAAAUUAUCUGCGUUGCUACACUCCCUCCAGGAAACUAUUCAAACCUGUGAAUAAAGAGGUGGGACCACAUUUCUUUUCAUUGCUCCCCUUCUAUGCUAUGAGACUAUUUGGGCAAACAAGUUCACUUUGCAUGAUGUAACUCAGCCUGAAUUGUUCCCUCUCUGGGAAUUGAUAUUCCUCAAGACUAGGCAGAAUUACAUUUUUAGGAUCUACUGUAAUAAACUCAUUAAGAUAAAC
This is a messenger RNA of Zonotrichia albicollis (white-throated sparrow), 4198 nucleotides long. It is a transcript of the gene COLEC10, whose product is annotated as collectin subfamily member 10. Gene Ontology annotation, biological process: ossification. Gene Ontology annotation, molecular function: growth factor activity. NCBI's taxonomy places the organism in Eukaryota, Metazoa, Chordata, Aves, Passeriformes, Passerellidae. The record is from RefSeq and is a predicted model, not a curated record.